CGUUGUGUUCCACUGGGCCCCCCAGGGGAGAAUGGCCGGCAGAGGCGCCGUGUGCGGCCCGCAGGCGCCGGCCGUAGCGCAGCAGCCCACCGGCGGUCACCUGUACCCGUUCGUGGUCGCGGAGAGCGAGGGGCCGGAGGAGGAUGCCGGCGAGGUGUCGGAGCUGCGGCCGCGGGGCAGGGAGAAGGUGCGGAGGAGCGCGUCGAGGGACAAGCUGGAUGAUGUAGUCCUGCUCACCAAGGACAUCCAGGAAGGGGACACGCUCAACGCCAUCGCGCUUCAGUUCUGCUGCUCGGUUGCAGAUAUCAAGAGAGUUAACAAUCUUAUCAAUGACCAAGAUUUUUUUGCCCUGAGAUCUGUCAAAAUUCCAGUAAAAAAGUUCAGUGUCUUGACUGAAACACAUGUCUCUCCAAAAGGAAGACUGAUUCUUCGGCCUGCUUACUGCUCCGUAGAAGCACAGGAAAUGGCACCUCCUGAUAAAUGCCCUGCUAAUGAGACCGCUGGCAACUUCUUAAAAGAAGUGGAUCGAGAUAUAGAGGAAAUAGUGAAGUGUAACAAUACGAAGAGAGAGAAUCUUGAUGAAGUUGUUUCUGCAUUAGCAGCCCAGCAGAUCUCCUUCGAAACUGAUGGUAAAGCUAAAAAAUGCAAGGAUCCUUACUAUGGAGCAGAUUGGGGUAUAGGAUGGUGGACAGCUGUAGUGAUUAUGUUAAUCAUUGGCAUAGUAACUCCAGUGUUUUACCUCCUGUAUUACGAAGUUCUAGUGAAAGCAGACAUUAGUCACCAUUCUACAAUGGAAUCUUCCCAUCUGUUUGUCACAGCAGCAUCACACCAGAAGCAAAUAGAAAAUGGAGUAAAUCAGGUGAAUAUUAUAAAUGUUGAUAAUCAAGGAGACCUUCAGCCUUAACGGUAGAAAACACGAAGCAACUGUUACUCAGAGACACAUAACGUAGCCUUAGAUAAAGGGGAAAGCACAGAAUGCAAAGUGCAUCUGGACCAGAGAGAAGACGUAUGCUGAUGUAUGACCUGCUUGCAUGGGCAGUGUUCCAGCACAAGGAUAUUUCUUUGGGUCAUGUAAUCUCUGAAUAUGCCCAAGACAGGCAAUUUUAAUGCCAGAUUGGGGUACAAAUUAAGGUAUAAAAUUGUCUCUGAAGCGUUGCACUUUUUUUUUUUUUCUAUUUUGGUAGGCAUGUUUUUUAAUUAUUGAGGUGAAAAAAUGUAGGUUGAACUAGCACAUGAGGAGUCUCACUGUUAUGUUUUUCAGCCCUAAAAUGGGCAUUUGGGGAUAUCUAACAUUUAAACAUCUUUAAUUGUAGACUGCAUAGGACACUUGACAUUUUAAUAUCAGGUUUACAGUCGUCAGUUAAAAUUGCAUUCUCUUUGUCCUGUUUUACAGAGUAAGAUUAUUUUUAUUAUUUUUUUUUAACCCUCAAUCAUUCCAUAAUUAAUUGCCAUGGUGAAGUUUCAUCUUACAAGGUGACUUCUAUAAAGGCAGUAGCCAAUGCUUAAGCUGAAGUCUUCAAAUCUGGUGCCUGUCAUCAACCCAUUCUUGAGAACCUUUCAGUGCAGGCAGUAGUUUGUUUUCUGUGUGUGUGUGACACUGUGCCUCAGUGCAGUCCAGUUGACAGAGUUGCUGAACCUUUACAUCCUUCUGUGUAUCCUUCUGAAAACAGACUGGACAGGACUGCACUUGUCAUUUGGUCAGCUGCAUACAGGACAAAGUGUGGAUGUGUGGCACCCUGCUGUGACCGCUUCUGUAGUCUUUAUUUUCUUCUGCUAAUGGGUUGCCUUUUCCCCCCUCCCCCUCCACCUAAUCCCAGUUCAGGACCAACUGAUUCUUUAGACAGCAGUCAGGUGGGUACCGAGUAUGCUAAUAGUCAUAUGCCCAUGAACCUCAAACAUUAAGAAAACUGCAAACAAGUUUUAGUGCCUGCUAGCAAGAAACUUAAUUGCAGCAGAGUAGACCAGUUGUAGUUGCAGACUUGUUCUUUAUGUAGUAGUGUAUCCAUGAACAACUCUGUUCUCAAGUGUUUCACUUGGGCUUUCAUGAGCAACCUUGGUUUUCUUCUUUUUUCUUCCCUAUCUGAAAAUGCUACAAGAGUUAAGAAACCAAAACAAACCUGAAAGAAGGAGGUACUUGUGUACUCAGAAUAUUUUUAAAUAAAAAGUGUGAUGCUGCCUGUAAUAUUUUUGUUAUAUUUGUCUUGUGGAGUAACAUUUCCAUUGCCCUGUUCAAAGUACCAUUUGUUACUAAAGCUCAAGAUAACUGAUGAGUAGGACUUUGAGAAAGAGAAAAAUAAUCACUGUCCUUUAAACUACUAUUGUAAACUUUUCUUUUAGUGUCUUGAUUAAGUAUAUACAAUAUAAAAAAAUCAGAUAAAGUGAACGUUUACAAAUUAUUGGAGGUAUUCCAAAGUGCUUUAUCAGCUUAAAUUUUGAAGGUAAACACACAUGCCGAUUCUGCUCCUGGGGCCUCUGUUGCCCGGUAAGUAGGGCAUGUAUUCUUCCACCAAGUGUGUGAAUGCAAACAGCAUAACUUGUCCUGAGUUAUAUUGAAACUGAAGCAGGACAAAGCUUGAAAGAAAGUGCAGCACAGUUGGGUAUGUGAACUAUGAUCUGUGGCUUUUGAACCUGCUGAUAAAAGUGGUAUCUCUGGAGAUACUGACACUACUCAUAGUUUCCACACUAGAUGAGGGAUUGCAGACAGGCAUGAACUUCAUGUUUCAUGCAAUGCUUGUUUUCCAAGGUCUUUUAAAGUAAGAGUUCUUUCCAUGAAAAUAAUGUGCUGAUUAACAGGAGCAUGAAGUACCAGUUCUGGGUAACACAGCAUGAAGUUGCAGUGUGAAGUAACGUGUGAUGGUUAAAGUGAUAGAUAGACUUCUCUGACUGGAAGUAUAAAAGGCAGCUUGCUCCACUGCAGACCACAAGACUCUGGCACAUCACAACAGACAGUUUUCUGUGUAGGACUGAAAUUUGGUACAUUAUGUGUCAGGUUUUUUGCUACAAGCUUGGUUGCUUCUCUCCCUUUAUGUUCUGUUUGUGGAACCUCAACAUUUUUAAUACUUUAUCCUUCCAUUUCUUACAAAAUUGUCAAAAACCAGGAAUCAGCUAUUGUGAUGAUGCAACAUAAGCCUCAUUUACUGCACAUUCCUGGACUGAUGGGUAUUAAAUUGCCAUCAGUAUAGAAGUGAACUUUGCUUCAGUUGUGAUUUGGCUUAGUCAAGGUGGUCUUUAUCCUGUUGAUGCACAAGUAGAAAGACUGGCUGUUAGCUGCUGUUUUUCAUCCCAUGAUGGUACAGCUAAUUCUCUGCUGUUAUCUCAGCUUUGGGCUUUUUUUUAGGGUUGGCAGGCCUGUGGCUUGCUGUAACUGAGUUAUGUGUGAUGGACCUCUGCCUACCUUGGGAUAAGCAGCCGUUGAACAAAUACAAAAAGAUAGCUGUUUUAUUGGAUUAUUUUAUACUCUAACCAAGAGCUUUGCAUGUUUUUACUAUUAGGUAGAAUAUUUUUAAUUUAGCAAGUUAACUUUAUCAGAGGAGACAGUUUAGGUCUCUUUCCAGGACUGCAGGGCUACCUGUACUGGUAAUCUACAAGCAACAGCUGGCUUGGCUUUUUUGCAGGAUGCAGGGAUCUUUACUGCUUUUUCUGAAGUACAGUACAAUUGGCAAUGCAUCAUCACAUGUCAGCCCUGAAUAAACAGGGUAACUGCUCUUUGUGGAACUUAAGUAUGAUUUAAGUUAAAAUCUUUUAAGUUAGUCUUUUAGAAGCUGACUUGUUUCAAAACCCCCUGACAAAACAACUGAGCAGUAAAUCGUGCUUUAGAUUAAUUACAACACAUUGUUGAUCAGGAAGGUGGUUUAAAUUUAAGUGCAUAUUGCACUGUUGGAUUAUGUAAAGUGUAAAUACUUAAAUCUGCUAUAUUUUGGAGUAUGUUGUCACAAAUAGUUUUUGUAUGACUUUUAUGAAGGCUGAAAAUAUAAGUUUGUAAAGUAAUCCUGAAUGAGGACACAAGUCUUAUUUUAAAUACUUCUGCUCCUCUACGUUAAAAGAACAUAAUAUACAUAAAAUAAAGAUUUUAUUUCAGACUGCA
Messenger RNA from Pezoporus occidentalis (night parrot), 4084 nucleotides. It is a transcript of the gene LYSMD3, whose product is annotated as LysM domain containing 3. Gene Ontology annotation, cellular component: Golgi apparatus. The transcript has 2 exons. Gene Ontology annotation, biological process: Golgi organization. The record is from RefSeq and is a predicted model, not a curated record. Lineage: Eukaryota; Metazoa; Chordata; Aves; Psittaciformes; Psittacidae. Bases 32 to 904 code for a protein of 290 amino acids.